CUACGUUUUCUCACGAUAAUCUUCUGCAAAAUCCCCCAUCUUCUUAAUUUCUCCCUCCCUUUACUUUCAUCAUCUGAAGGCAAUCCAUCAACCCAGUAAUUGAUUUUUGUAGGACUUAUAUAUAUAUAUAUUGUAUCUCUUUCUGUCUCUCUCUGUUAUAGAUCUGCAUCAUUCAAGUUCAUCGAAACCCUAGUUAUUGCACGGACAUAAUCAUAAUCAUCAAUGGCUUCUUCUCCUGGUGGUGGUGCUUCUUCUGCAACUUCAUCUGAUCAUCAUCAUCAAGAAGAUGUGAUGGACCAGAAGAAGAGGAAGAGAAUGAUAUCGAACCGCGAGUCGGCGCGGCGAUCGAGGAUGAAGAAACAGCAGCAUCUGGACGAUCUGGUGAGGCAGGUUGGUGAGCUGAGGAAGGAGAAUGAAGAGAUUAUGAAGAACUUGAGCUUAACCAGCCAACUUCAUAUGAACAUGGAAGCAGAGAAUGCAAUCUUGAGGACCCAAAUGGCUGAGUUAACAAACAGAUUGGAAUCUCUUAAUGAGAUCAUAAGUUAUAUAAACUCAUCAAGCAGUUAUGUGUUCAAUAAUGAUGAUGAGACUGAGAUGAUCUCUGAUUGUGGCCUCUUCAACAAUUGGAACCAACCUAUCAUGGCUGCCGGUGGAAAUAAUAAUAUGAUGUAUUAUUGAUUAAUUAAGUAAGGUGUGUAAGGAUGAUUAUUAGGGUUUUUAAUUUAUUGUAAGAUUCUCUGAACUUGAAGAGAGAGAUAAUAAGAUUUGAUUUGCUUGUCCUUACAAUUUUAUUUGAUUGUUAAUCAUCUUUUUCUGGCUCUUUUUCUCAA
This is a messenger RNA of Neltuma alba, 830 nucleotides long. RefSeq names its product bZIP transcription factor 11-like. The record is from RefSeq and is a predicted model, not a curated record. The transcript has a single exon. Gene Ontology annotation, cellular component: nucleus. Bases 223 to 678 code for a protein of 151 amino acids. Gene Ontology annotation, biological process: positive regulation of DNA-templated transcription. Gene Ontology annotation, molecular function: DNA-binding transcription factor activity; transcription cis-regulatory region binding. Lineage: Eukaryota; Viridiplantae; Streptophyta; Magnoliopsida; Fabales; Fabaceae.